UAAGAAAUUAUUUUGUUCAUUUCAAUAUUCUUCAAUUAUUUUCUUACAAUAUAUUUUUCCUUAGUCAUGGAGAAGUCAAAAAGUUUCAACAGCUUUGUUAUUGGUCAUAAAAUUGAAUGUAUCUAGUGACGCCAAUGAACGAUAACAAUGUAACGUUAGAAGUGCAAAAAGUCAAUAGAAACAAACUUUUGUCAUCUCAUUGUUUGAUUAAUUGUAAUAUCUAGUGCUGCAACUAUUUGAUAUGUCAUAUGUCAUGAAUCACAUGGACGGAGUGCCCGUAAAAAUAUCUGAGAAGUAUAAGCGACCACCUCGAAUAGAUUUACCUUACAGCAUUACAGAUUGCCCAUUGCGUGUUGAAAAUGUUGAGAACAUCAAAUACUGUUCUACUUUCGAGAGAAACGUACUUUCUAAAAUAAAAGAGCUGAGGAGUGCGAAAGAAACGAAAAAGAACGAAAGGAGACAUCGCCUUCAAUUGUUAGAAGAAGUAAAACAAAAGAAACUGGAUGCAAUAGCAGUAGCGGAAGCUGAAGAGAAACUGAAGCAGCUGAGUGUAUCAGAAGUGUCUUAUCCUAGUACUGAUGAGAUUAGUGCAUUAUCCCCUGAUGAUAAACCCGAGCAAGCCUGUGAUAUAACCCCCACACAAGAGAGUCCAGAGUUUUCUGAUGCUAAAGAUGUUCCCUAUCCACUGACUACAACUGCAGCAGAAUCUCCAUUGAAUAUACUUCAACCCAUACAGGUGCAGUCAAAUUCCCAACAAAGCAGUUUAUUAGAUGACCCUGAUCCUCUACAAGAAUUGAAAAUGACUGCCAAAAUAACUAGGAUACCAUAUUACAAAUCAAAUGUUGAUACAUUGACUUUUAAAGACUUUGAAAAUGAUACGUCUAGCCCGUUUGAUAAUGUUGAACUUAAGACAAUAAAUGAUAUGGAAUUAUUGGCACAGGUUUUGCAGAGUCAAAGGGAUUCCAGUACUAGUUGUAAUCCGCAGAUGUAUAUACCAGAGCAGGGAUAUACGGUAGUUCCCAAUUGUGCGUCGCAGUCACAGUUAGAAGGUGUUACAUAUCUUCCAAAUUCAUACACGGAACAACCCAUUCAUGGUCCAACUUCGGUAUACUCCUCGGAACAGUACCCUGUUCCUAAUGGCUAUUACAUCUUAGGAGAUAACUCUUGUGAUAACACUGUAGCUAUGGACAAUAGAAACAUGUAUAUGCCGAAUUAUCAAUAUUAUAGUCCUAAUAAUCAAUUCCCAGCAAAUACGAACUAUUACAGUACUCAGUUACCAGCUACAUCAGAGGCAAACCAAGCACCAAAUGGAUCUACGUACAUUCCUCAACCUUAUUAUUUCAAUCCACCAGAUACUUUGCAAUAUUCUCCUACGAGGCCUUACAACGUAGCACAUAAUAAAAAUACUGACAAUCAAAACUCCUCUGUGACAUCGCAAAGUACGAUGAAAUCACGAUCUCGAAGUGUUCCAGAUAUAGUUAAGGAAUUAGACGAAGAAUUAGCAUCGGCUAAACUUAGGGCUAAUGAAAGAUCUUAUAACGCUAGUCCUGCUCCAAAAGCAAUUCCUCAGACUUCCAAAAGUGGGAAGAAGGAAGAUAAGAGGAGUAGAAGAAAAGAGCAGUUGCCAAAUCCAUAUGAUAAAUUGCCUGCAAAGUUACAGGGUAUAUGUCAGAAGAUUCAUGGAAUGGGCUUUCCAUUAGACAGAGUUGCUAGAGUCUGUAGUCUUUUAGGAGAUAAUGAUAAAAAGGUGAUCGAAGGUCUUCUUAUCAUAGGAGAACUGAUGGACUUGGGUUUCCCCGAAGGCAGAGUGUCGGCAGCGCUAGCGAAACACGAAUUCAAUAGGGAUAAAGCGUUAGAUGAGUUGGUAUCCUAACAGUUCGGCUACAAACUGGUCUGGUUCCCGGUGAGACAAUGAUGUCAGGGUGUGAAGAUUUAGUUCAAGAUGCUUCGGAAACUAUGCAGGUCAUAGGCGACGAUCAGUGUGAUAGAGAAGCUUGCUGUUCCUAUGGAGAAUACAUUGACGGUUUGGUGUUUUCUCGUAAAAUGUUUGUAAUUAAAAAGAAACUAUUUUCUUUAUUGGUCUGAAUGGGCGAUCUGUAAUAGAUGGUAAUAUCGAGUAAAUUCUAGAAGAUACAGAGUGUAGCACUGUGAUAAUGAGGAAUUAUCAGUAAAUAUAGGUAGAAUGUUGUCGAGUUGUAUAUAAAAUUGGAAAGUCUGUCUUGCCGCAUUCAUAGUCCCCACACUUAAAAAAAAAUAAAUAGAGAAACUCGGAAUGGCAACACAAUUGCCGUAUCUGUGAUUCUAUAUAAAGAAAGAAGAAAGAAAGAAAAACAUUUAUUGACAACCAUUAUUACAUUUACACAUUUGACAAAGGUACAUUUUAUACAUAUAUAUACAUAUGCACACACACACUCAUAUACAUAUACACAUACAUACAUACAUACACACUUAGAACAAUUACAAAAAAUAAUCUUAUAUUAUUUAUAUAUAUGGUUGGCAACAUGGCUGACACUCAGCAUAUGCUGUAUACAGCUAACUGUCAC
Molecule: messenger RNA, 2543 nt
Organism: Achroia grisella
Lineage: Eukaryota; Metazoa; Arthropoda; Insecta; Lepidoptera; Pyralidae
Exons: 2
Coding region: 242-1873 (543 amino acids)
Biological process (GO): ubiquitin-dependent protein catabolic process via the multivesicular body sorting pathway
Cellular component (GO): ESCRT I complex
Molecular function (GO): ubiquitin binding
Source: RefSeq, a predicted model, not a curated record